AUGACUUUUUCGUGGGUCGUAUACCUAUCUGCUCUCUCUACCACAGCUUUUGCAAGUCCAGUGGUCAACUCUUUUCAAUAUGACUAUAUCAUCGUCGGUGGUGGAACAGCUGGCUGCGUGCUUGCCAACCGCUUGUCAGCAAACCCAUCCAUCUCUGUUGCUCUGGUUGAAGCUGGACCCACUGUAUUUAACGACCCUCGAGUUUACACACCCGACCCUGCUGGGCCUGCAUGGGGCACUGAGCUUGACUGGAACUAUACUACUGUACCUCAGAUCUAUGCCAACAAUUCGACAUUGCAAUACCACGCUGGUAGAGAUGUUGGUGGCACAAGUACCAUUAACGGCAUGGUAUACCUCCGUCCAACCUCUGAUGAAGUUGACUCUUGGUCAUUGCUGGGUAAUCCCGGCCUGACAUGGGAUAGCCUGCUUCCUUACUUCAAGAAAAGCGAGCAUCUACAAUUGCCCACUGAUCCACGUGCACUCGCAGAGACAGCUUAUGAACCCAGUGUACACGGCUUCGUUGGUCCAGUCAAAGUUGGCUGGGGAAACGAUCUCAAUCCAGGACAAUUUGGACAUGCAGUCAACACAACCUGGCAAUCGCUAGGGCUCCAGUGGAACAUUGAUCUGAAUACGGGCAAUAACAGCGGUCUCGGCUUUUGGCCAAUUGAGAAAGACACUGUCCUGCAGAUCAGACAGGAUUCGGCUAGGUCGUACUAUCUGCCUGUCAUGGGUCGAGCCAAUCUGCACGCUUUCACCAACACAACUGCUCUGAACAUCGAUUUGGACAGUGGUAAUGGCCAUCAUGGACCGAAAGGACAAGUCAUGGCCAAAGGUGUCAAUGUGAUCUUGCCUUCUGGAGAAAGACAAUUUCUCCAAUCUAAGCAAGAAGUCAUUCUUUCCGCUGGCACAUACAGAACCCCUGGUCUCCUCGAGCAAUCUGGCAUCGGCAAUCCAUCCAUCCUGCGCAACUUAUCAAUCACGCCCAAAGUCGAUCUUCCCGGUGUAGGAGCUCAUGUCCAGGAUCAAUGGCUAAUCGGUGUCAUCCACAACCCCAAAAUUACCAUGAAAUCACUGACCGUAAUGUACAACUCCAAUCCCAUGGAAGGCUCCGUGACAGCUGCCGACCUUUUCGGUGACGAACUCGAUGCCGUUGCCGCACAACUAUACAAAGACAUACCCUCAUACGCUCGCACACUUUCAGAAGCAAGUAAUGGUGCCAUCUCCGUGCAAGCACAAGAGCAGAUCCUUCUCACUAGAGCAAACUUGUUCUUCCAGAAAAACGUCGCAAUUGGUUCAAUGCAACUCCAGCCCUAUGGAGGAAAUUGUUGGGUUACCUUACCUCUAUCGACAGGCAAUAUCCAUUCGUCUUCCGACCCCUCCAAACCACUUCUAAACCCCAACUUCAUGCAACUACCUUGGGACAUCAUGGUCGCACAACGCUUGUUCCUUUUCCUCCGCCGCAUUUACUCUUCUUCUCCUGUCCAAGCCGCCCUAGGCCCCGCUGCCGGCACCGAACUCCUGCCCGGGUACACUCUUCUGCCUUUCAAUGCCUCGCUCGCCCAAUAUACAGCCUACUUUGGCUCCGCACUCGCACCCGUCUGGCAUGCAGUAGGUUCUGCAGGCAUGAGAAGACGCGAUUGGGGCGGUGUGGUCGAUACAAAGUUUAGAGUGUAUGGAACGAAGGGUUUGAGAAUCGUGGAUGCGAGUGUUAUCCCUAUGGAAGUUAAUGGCAAUCCGACAAGUACGAUUUAUGCAUUGGCAGAGAAGGCUGCGGUGGAUAUUUUGGCAGAUUGUGAGUGA
Aureobasidium melanogenum CBS 110374 is the source of this 1800-nucleotide messenger RNA. Its product is annotated as putative glucose oxidase. Gene Ontology annotation, molecular function: flavin adenine dinucleotide binding; oxidoreductase activity, acting on CH-OH group of donors. Lineage: Eukaryota; Fungi; Ascomycota; Dothideomycetes; Dothideales; Saccotheciaceae. The transcript has 4 exons. The coding region runs from base 1 to 1800 and encodes 599 amino acids. The record is from RefSeq and is a predicted model, not a curated record.